AUGACGCGGUCAGACUCGCUAUUCCCCGGCGUCUCCUCGUCGUCGCCCAACCUUCCUGCCUCUGCAUGCCGUUGGUCCUCGUUCGCUCCUCCACCUGGACCCUCAGACGGGCCAGUCUCGCGUCCCGACCGGCCGCGCCCAUGGCGAUCCUCCCUCCUCCAGUAUAGUCGCAGGCACUUUUACGCUGUCCUGCAGCGCUGGUCUUCACUGCAUGCGCCGCUGUUACUAAGCUGGGACUCCUUCUGCCGGGUGUUUCUUCCGCCCGAUGAGGCCGGUUGCGCCACGCGGGAGGGUCGCGACGCUCAGCUCGGGAACAGCGAGAGACGGCGAGAAGCCCCCCCCAAUCUGCAUGCGUGCUCUCCCUACUGGGCUUCUCCAGAACAGCCGAAGUCAGGAGCAGAAGGUUCCCUGAAGCGCAGAGAUGGAGAAGAGGGCUGCGGACUCGGCCCUCGUCGACUCCACGACCCAGUCGCGGCAUCUGGGGCUCCGCCGAGGGGAGAUUCCUCCGAGCAAGCAGCGCCAGCGGGAGGAUGGGGAGGCGAGGAAGAAGAGCGUUAUGCAACGUGGCCAUCGCUCCAGCAGAUGAACCGAGCACUCGACGACUCUGCAGGAGGCGGAGGUCCAGGCAACGAAGGAUUUAGAGAGUCGGACGAAAACUUGAGAGACCUCGCUCAAGACGUCUGGGAAGCGUUUCAAAUCGGCGGCGGUCUCGAGGCCUUUCAGCUGCUCGGCGGACUCGCCUGGCUCCUCCCCGCCUGCCUUCGGACAAAGUGCCGGGCCCUCACUCGCGUGUUUGACAUCAUGGGCACGGGCAAGUUGACAUGCGCAGAGCUCUCGAUCCUCCUUGACAGGAGCCUCGAGGGCCUCGCUCGCCUGCUGGCGUGUCCGGCCCUUUCAGGUGUCGCUACGCCGUACAGCCGCGCGCUCCUCAACCAAGCCUUGAGGGAGAGAACACGGUCGCAGCGAGAAGGCCACAGAGGCGAAAGUGGCGCUGAAGACCGCGAGGAGAGCAAAGAAUCCACCGGCCGAGAUGGAAGACGAAAGGAGAAGAACGCAAAGCUUGCCGUACACGUUGCUAGCAACGAUCCCGUGCCGUGGGACUUUCUAAUGGGAGUUCUUCAAGAGGUGGAAAGGAAAAUUUGCCAGUCUCUUCAGCCGGCGCUUGAGAUGGCCGAUGUCUUGCGGAUGACCUUCCCCAGUGGCGAAUUACCCUGGACGACGCAGCUGCAGCCCGGGGCUCUCUUCCUCGGGCACUACGAAGUUCUUCAACUACUCCACAAAAGCUCCAGAGUUCCUCACGGGCGCGUCGUUUUGAAAGUUCAAGAGAAAGCGACGGGCCACGUGUUUGCGCUGAAGGCCGUUGUGAAUCGACAAGGCAGUGAACCUCGCAGACACAGCCGCAGCGCUAGCGCUAGGUGCUCACCGCUCCCCGACUUCCCGGCGCUUCGCCUGCCUUCCUUCCUGGCUGAGGCUGCUCACCUUCAAAAACGCCCGCAGCAGCUGCGCGCCGCUGGCCGUGCGCACACGGCCCGAUGCACUCUCCAGGGGGAAGUGCCUCCUUUCGCUUUCCAACUGCUCGCGUGGGAAGAAGGCGAGACUCUCGAGGCGUUUUUGAAUCGGCGACGAGCGGACUGGUGUCCGCAUUCGACGUCCCCCCCCUCGUCGCCUGCUUCCUCUUCUUCCCCCGUUCCUCGGCGAGAAGACACCGCCACAUUGCCUGGCAGUCCGCCUUCCGCCUCUCCUUGCACCCAGCUGAGAGCUCCGGCCUUCUCUGAGACUGAACUCGUAGCCCUCUGGCUGUCGCUGCUGUCCGUGCUGGAGGAACACCACCGAGUCGGCAUUACCCACGGCCACCUCCUGCCUCGGAAAAUUCUCCUGCAAAGCACGGCAGGCGCCCUCGGCCCCUUUCUAUCUUCCGGGGAGACAGCGACGCGAGAGAGCGAGAGCGAGGAAGCGCGGCCCGUUGCCGGGUUCGGCAAAACAGAGCAAACGGGGGAUCCCAGUCGGCUGUCCUUCACAGACACCGCACUCGUUCUGCUCGACUGGCAACUCGGCAUCGAUGCACAGCUGCAGGAGAAAGCAACGCGUUCUCGCCACAGCUGCGCAGCCUGGCGUGCUUCUUCGGCCGGCGCUGGAGGAGGAGGGUGUUUGUGGCCCACGCAUGCGGGCUCUCCGGUGUCGGAGGGGAAGCUCGGCGUCUCCGCCCGCGCAUCUUCGGGCACUUCCGAACCUCUCGAGGAUGAGAUUUCCGCCCUCGUCGGAGAGCUCAGGCGAGGUCUCGCUGGCGCACUCGCGGGAGGCGUGUCUCCCGAAGAUAUCGAGGAAGAAAUCUCUUCUUUUGCGGGACGAGACGCAAACGCCGAAGGCUACGCGCCUCCGGAACUGCAGCUUCUCCAUCUGUACCUCGCUUCCCAGGCGGCCUGUGUGGGCCAAGGUUCAACCGACCUCUGGCCAGGGAGAGACGCCGCAUGCGAAAGCGCGAGAGAAAGAGAGGCAAGCGCGUUUGAAACGAUGCCUGGUUCGGCGCCUCGAACUCCGUCCCUCUCCGUCCGGAAGACGUGGGAUCUCUACGCCACAGCCAGAAUCAUUGCAGAGUGCGUGACCCUCCAGCAAGCCCCGCCUCUUCGUCGGAAAUCGAGUUUCUGGUCUCAGUUCGGGGCGCGGGAACCAGGAGCUGAUGAAGGAGAGGAAGAGGCAGAGGAAGGAAACUGGAGUGCCGGGAAGCCUGGCCAGGACUCGCCGUUGGAUGCGCCGCUCUUGGACUCCGCCGGAGGGCCUUCUUUGCCCUCGCCGCCUGUUGCUUCUGACUCCUUUCUCGCCGCAACUGCGCUUCCUAAAACCCGCCAGGCGAUCCUGGAUCUUCGUGGAGUCAAAUUCGAUCCAUUCCGAAUCCGCUACCUCGCGAAGUUUGCGAGACAUUUGAAUGCCGAAACUCUGAUGCUGCCUUCAGCUUCGUCCUCUUUGUCUUCCUCGCCGCCCUUGCCGACCUCGUCUCCUUCCAAGAGGCUGGCAGACAGCAGGAGCGACGGCGGGGAGGCGGAAGGGACGUCCCGGCAAGAUGUUGCGGAUCGCGGCUUCGUUUCGGUGCCUCUUGCGCGCAUGUUGAGUCGCGAGGAAAAACACCUGCAUCUCAGUGGAAAGAACCUCACGUCGCUCGAGGCAGUGCUGAUUGCCCGGACGCUCCUGACGGCCUCGUGGAUUGAAGAACUCCGUUUGAACGACAAUGCCUUCGGCUCGGCGCCUCCAGGCGGAAUUCCCCGACAACCGUUCUCUCUGGAAAGCCCGUCGCUUGAUGCUUCGCAACUUUCGCCGUCCUUCGAAGGGCGAGGCUCUGGACAGGACGGUGGAGACCAAAGCUGGAGGAGCAGCGCAGCGGCCCAACUCUUGGGAGUUUCUCUCACGUGCAUGCACAACCUGCAAGUCCUCGACCUCAAUCGAUGCCAACUCUGCACCCACGGGCGGCGCGUGAGUUGCCGUCGCCUGGACUCUUCGGAGACAGAUCGCGAAGAGGCAGGAGAUCCGGAGGAGCGAGGAAGAGGCGAAGGAGUCUGCCGCUUGGCGGCGGCAGCUCUGAAACACAGCUGGCCGCAAAUGAAGGAAAUCGACUUUAGCUACGCAGAAAUCUCCGACGGCGGCCUCGACCUCCUGGCCGACGCCGUGGCUGUCCAUGGCAAACUCCAGCUUGUCAACCUCAGCGGCAACCGCAUCACCGUCGUCGGUUUGCGGUCGAUAUGCCGUGCACUUUGCUCGAAUCACAGCGUCGGGCUGCUGAGUUUGCAGAACAUUCCAGCUCUUGAACCGCGAGAGACUGCGACUUGUCCUUUUCCGCCAGCGUCCCCGUCGUCAGCUGCGCCCUCCUCUCGCGCCUCUCUUAUUACUCCUCAAGCGCCGCUCUUGGAACAGUCCCUUCUCAGAAAUGGCGGACGCUCGCCUGCUUCGCCUGUCUCCGGCGGGCGAGGCGAGAACACGUUGGCCGGAGCGCCACUCCGGGGCACUCAGACGCGAACCGCGACCGCAGGCGCCGGGUCUAGAGGAGACAGGGAGACGGUCGGUCUCCAGGAGCCCGCUGAGUCAGCGUGUCUGUUGCAAAUGAUAGAGAGAGCCGUCAGCUUCAACGUGCAGUACAAGGAACUCCGAAAGCACACGUCUGCCUUUGAAAUCCCUGUAGGUGCGCCUCUGAUGUGCGAAACGCUGGCCUCGUGGCUGGACGGCGACUCGUACCUGCAACGAAAGCUGCUGUCCCGCCUUCAGCAUGUUCGUCGACUUCGUCAAGAAUUCUCGGCCAGAAAAAGUUGUCUUCGAUCUCGACUGCACUCGCGAAGGGAAUCUUCCUCUUCUCGGUCUGCGAUGGAGACCAGUGAGGAUCCACCUGUGCAGGAAACCCCAGGAGACAGGGCCGGGUCUCCGGCGACUUGGCCUGCGGACCUCGAGCAACCCGCGACCGCUAGUUGGGCUCCAAACGGCGGUUGGGGCGGGCGGACGGGAGAGGGAGAGGAGGCAAGGAGGCGCGUCACGCAGCCAUCGAAUCGGAAUUCGGGACCAGAGGGAGGUGGGAACAGUUAUGAAAAGGAGCCGGAGGGAGAGGAGGGCGAAAGGCGAGGACGUUUAUCAGCGAGAGAAGUGGGGAGAAAGGCUGACGAAGGCAGAGAGCUAAGGCCGCGAGACAAACACACCACUCGUCUGGAGGGAGAAGAUGAGGAAAGGGAGGGCAGCGUGAGCAGUGGCAGUCGUGUACGAUUUUCUUCACGAGACCAAACGGAAAGAUCGCUUGGAGCCAGGACUGGCGCUCGUUGGGGGCCGUCUCGAAAGGAAGCAAAAGAGCAGGCAACCGACGAUGAAGACCAGAUAUACCUGGAGCUCGAAAAUGCUGUAGCCGACAAAAUGCUAACUCCCGACGGCGCCACGCUGCAGCCGAGGCUCUUCCCUGCCUUCAAGCACACGGACCUAAAAGAGCUGGAGGGGCUGCUCACCAUCACUCCUGGGUGGCACGUUGCGCAUGGUCAAAAAGCCGAAGGCAAUGAAGAACUCAAGAACCUCACACCCAGCGAGGUCGGGCCAGGAUCGCCUGGGCAACAGGAAGAAAUGCGCGAGGGAGCAUAA
Molecule: messenger RNA, 5100 nt
Organism: Neospora caninum
Lineage: Eukaryota; Apicomplexa; Conoidasida; Eucoccidiorida; Sarcocystidae
Product: putative leucine rich repeat protein
Exons: 9
Coding region: 1-5100 (1699 amino acids)
Source: RefSeq, a predicted model, not a curated record